UGGCGCCGGAUGAGAUGAAUGACGUUAGCCUAGCCUGGAUUUUGGGCAGUUAAUGCAACAUCUUUACCCAUUAAUGUGCGCUAAUAUGGAGGAAGAGCAAUUCACAGAACGCACCUGAGACUACUUUUGCACAAUGUAUACGAGAUCCAACAACCGCACGCAGCCCGACUGCAGGAGCAGUAUCACUGACCUGCUCAGCGCCCUGUGUGACUGCAGCCUGUCUGGGAUUUCAUGGAAGCGCCGAGCCCUAGGAGGAGUUUCUAGAGAAAGUUUCCACCGAUCUCUUAAGAGGCGUGCCUAUGGUGCCCUGCUGUCUAAGCUAUUUCAAGAUGGCACCAAAGGGUCUUCCUCAGGACCAAGCAAUAAUACACCACCCAGAAACAAAGUUCUGAUGAUGAGCUUUGACCUACGGGUCGCAGGGUGCCGAGAGGAAGCAGAAACGUUGGAAGAGCAGCUGGAGAGGCUUCCAGAAGGAGAAGCAUCUGGUCUGAAAGAAGUUGAUGCCGUCUUAGAGCUCCUGGUUUUUCUAGCGGGUUCUGCACCUCCACCGCACACUUCCUUCAGCAAAGACUACAUGAGACGAGAGAGACCCGUGCUGCGGAGGCCUCGACCCUGGAGUUACCAGAGUGAGGAGCUGCAAAGGCUUGAGGCCCGAGCAUGGGGUCUGGUGUGUGGGGAGGAAUGGGGGACAUUGGAGAAUCUGUGUGAAACUCAGAGGUUGAUGGAUGCUCCGCCGGGGACGGGGCUACUAGCUAUGAGGAACAAAUUGGAGCCAGAAGAAAAAUUUGAGAGGGACACUAGGCUGACAUUGUUUGGAGCACUGCAGCACACUCGCACUUCAGACAUGGACAUAAGACUGGACCUGCGUCCUGUCCCCAGUAAUAUUGAUGUUACCGGGUUAACUAUCAGGGUUCCUCCCUGUUUAGAUCAGUCUGAGGAUGAAGGCUUCCAGUCAGCCUCAAACCUGACGCCAGACUCUCAAUCAGAGCCAAGCCCUAUUCCAGAAAUUGAUGUCUGGGAGGCUCUCCGUACAUUUGAGCCUGGAAGAAGUCGCUGCUGGGAGUCUGUUGGCUGUCCACCAGGAAAAAGGGGGUCUUUCUAUCUCACGGAAGGAGGAAGAGAGGCCUUUGACCAGCUAUAUCGGCUAUGGGAGGGGGAGAUGAGGGUGGUGUGUGCAAAUACACCCUCUCCAGUCCUCCCAUUGCCUCUGGACUCGCAAAAACAAUUGGUAUUUGACCUCCUUAAUGUCCUGAUUGGAGUGGCAUCCACCACCUUCCCUCUCAGCCAGAGUGUUCAGUUUGAUGUCAGGCCUGGUGUGUGCGUGUCAGGAGCUUCUCCAGAAAGCGUAUCUCGUCUCUUGGGGGAGUUGGCCCAAUACGGCACCUACUACCUGAGGCUGAGCCGCUUCUCUCUGCAGAGCGCCGACAAGAAGGGCCUAGUUUUCCAGGCGUUCACCGGUGGUCUGAGGAAGUACCUGCACUACUACAGGGCGUGUGUCCUGAGCACUUCACCCACUCUCAGCUUAUUGACAAUCAGCUUCCUCUUACGCAAAGUGGGCCGUCAACUCAGGUACCUGUCGGAGCUGUGCUUGGUCGACGGGCCUUUGGGUGCCGGCCAAGCCACCUUUCCUGUGGGUGUUAAACUGCUGUCCUACUUGUACAACGAAGCUCAGAAUAACUGCAGCAACGAGAACUACCCCGUCCUGCUGUCACUGCUGAAGAGCAGCUGUGAACCGUACACACGGUUUGUGUCUGACUGGGUAUACAGCGGCGUGUUUAGAGACGUGUAUGGAGAAUUCAUGAUCCAAGUCAAUGAGGAAUACCUGAGCUUCAGGGACAAACACUUCUGGGUUCAAGGGUACACUCUGAUCUCAAAGGAUGUGGAGGAUUGCGUACCAAUCUUCCUGGGACAUAUUGCCAAUGAUGUGUAUGUCUGUGGAAAGACCAUCAACCUCCUCAAAAUCUGCUGCCCACAGCACUACAUCUGCUGGUCAGAGCUGCCGGUGCCGCGCAUCGCUGUCACCUUCUCGCUCCAGGAGGUGGAGGAGAUUGAGAGAGACUGCGCCGUGUAUCGUGGACGCAUGGAGAGGAUUGCUAAGCACAGCGCCAUCAGCAGGGAAGAGAAAGCCCUGCGAACUGAACUGGCACGUCAGGAGCUGAUCAAUCAGGUCAGAGAGUCGGCAGCAAAAACCCUGGAGAGUAUCCGAGGGCGCCAGGUGUCGCUACGUCUGGCUGAGGAGGCCAAAAAAAGGGAGCGUUUUGAGGAACUGAAGCACCACCUGGAGCAGGAGCAAGAGUGGAGAAAUUCAGCCAAGAAGAAGCAGGAGGAGGAUGACUUCAGCUUUGCCAGAGAGCUGAGAGACAGAGAAAAGAGACUACAAGCCCUGGAGGAGCAGCUGGAGCAGAGAGCCAGAAAGGAGCUGAUUGCUCAGUACAGCCGGUUAUCAGAGGAAGCGGCUCGCAGAGAAAGACUGGCCAUGUGGAGAGUGCAGCGAAUGAGACUUGACGACGCCCGGGCUCAGUUCUUUAUGCUUGACAGGCAGAAAAUUCAGGCAAUGCUGGAGAAGUAUCUGUUAGGUCAAGAGAGACCUCCCAUGGAGGUAUUUUCGCCUGUUCCCUUUGUGCAACAGACACCACUACAACAAACCCUGCAGGUAUCUCGCUCUCAGGAGGAACAGUCAGGAGAGACCCAAGAAUCAGAAGCUGCGUCACUGCCACAAGAUCCAUCUAUAGCAGAUGCUGCUCUCGUCUCUGAGGACAUUGACAUCAAUGACUUUCUCCCUAAAUCAGAGAAGCCUGACAGAAAGGAAAUGGAUAAAGCCCUGGAGGAGAUCAGCUCCGAGCUACCUGAAGCCUGUCCUACUGCACAACUCGUAGACUAUGACUUUAGUGCCCCCUUUAGUCCGCUUGAGGGUAUGGGUGGCCAAGCACCAGUCCAGUCCAGGCCUCGCUGGGGAUCUGGUGGGGACCAUGACAGUGUUGACGGCCAACCUUCACAAGCAGCUCCAAGCCUCUCAGUGACGGAUCGUAGUCACAAGGAAGCUGGAUCUUUACCAGAACAAAAUGCUGAAUCUAAGAUGGUCUCGGACGAUAGGGUGGGGACUGAAAAGGCAAACGCUCAACACCACAUCUCAGAUCCUCUCAAAAAACAUCCCUCCGACGCUCACAUAAAAGUCGGACUGUACAUCUCUGAGGUCACUCCUUCACUUCCCUCUCCAAAUGUGCACGGUCAUGCCUCAGAUUCACAAAUCAAGAUUGAAGAGCAGGUUUCAGAAAUGGUUGCUCCUCUACCAUCCCCCAGUGUCCAUGGCCACUCUUCUGAUUCUCACAUCAAAAUUGGGGAAAAUGUUUCUGAGUUUGUCCCCCCGGUUCUGACUCCAAGCGUCCACGGCCAUGUCUCAGAUGCCCACAUCAAAGUUGGAGAGCUUGUUCCGGACGUAAUUCCCCCUCUGCCUUCGCCGAGUGUUCACGGUCAUAGCUCGGAUUCUCAUUUUAAAGUUGGGGAAAAUGUAUCAGACAUUGUUGCACAUUGUCCUGCCCCGAGCAUUCACGGACACUCCUCUGAUGCCAAUAUAAAAGUGGGCGAGUUUGUGUCCAACGUUCCUGAAGCAAGAUCUCGCUGGAGUAAGCACGGGCACGCCUCCGAUUGCAUCCUUGAGCCGGGCUGCAUGGUAUCGGGAGCAGACCUGCCCUUGCUCCCUCUGCAUGGAAGCUCUCACGGUCACUCCUCUGACUCCACGUUAAGUCUCGGGUGUAUUGUUUCAGGCGCUGAGGCCAAGCGUUCUCCCUUACCCGGCAGUGCUCAUGGCCACUCGUCUGACUCAAGCUUGGGGAUUGGCUGUGUCCGCUCCGGAGCUGAACCUCUUCCGUCUCCACUGCCAGGCAGCGCCUACGGCCACUCGUCUGACUCGGCCCUAGGACUCGGGUGUAGGGUUUUAGGAACAGAGCUGCCACAUUCUGCACUCCCAGGCAGCGCGUACGGCCACUCGUCUGAUUCUGCACUAGGAGUUGGGUGUGUGGUGCUGGGGACGGAGCCGCCUCCUCCUGCGCCUGUGGGCACCAACUACGGUCACUCGUCUGAUUCUGCACUUGGAGUCGGAUGUGUGGUGAAAGGGAAAGGCAGUGGAAAUCAGGAAAAAACCAAAGAUGAGGACACCAAAGGUUCCAGGUCGGGCAGCUCCAGCGAGCAGCUGCCUGAUGGAUUAGGGUCCUGGGCGUCCGGCUCGGGGCUCUCGCCGGGAGAACGCUUUGAGAAGGAAUACCUCCAGGCUUUGUCAGCUCAGUACCAGGUAGAGCACUACGAGGACUGUUAUGACCUAAUAGCGUCGUCUCCUGAAUGUCAGCUGCUGAAGCAGGUAACGCGGGGGCCCUGGGGCCUUCCUACGGACCCCACACUCAGCAGAGCUACAGACACCACAGCUGUCCAACUCAGCGAGAUGGUUUCCCUGCCAGUGCUGAUAAAACACUCUGUCACUGCUCCACUCAUCACACAUGUGUCUUUGGUGAAUAAGGCAGUGGUGGACUAUUUCUUUGUGGAGUUGGGGGUGGAAAAACACUUUGAAGCGCUGCGCCACUUCCUGCUGAUGGAGGACGGUGAAUUUGCACAGUCCCUCAGCGAUCUGCUCUUUGAAAAGAUGGGCAGUGGACAGACACCAGGCGAGCUGCUGACCCCGCUGGUGCUGAACUCCAUCCUCAACAAGGCCCUGCAGUACAGUUUGCACGGGGACACGCCUUUAGCCGCCAACUUCACCUUUGCCCUGCGUUUCUUCCCCGAGACCUUUCAUCCACACGCCCCGGACUCUCUCAACUGUUUGGAGCUACGCUACAAGGUGGACUGGCCGAUGAAUAUCAUCAUCACAGACAGCUGCACGAACAAGUACAACCGCUUGUUUUCAUUCCUGCUACAGCUCAAACACAUGGUGUGGAGCCUGCGGGACGUCUGGUUUCACCUCAAGAGAACAGCUCUGGUGAAAGGUGCGGGCCGCUCCGUGCAGUUCCGCCAGCUGCAGCUGUACCGGCACGAGAUGCAGCAUUUUGUUAAAGUCAUUCAGGGCUACAUCGCUAAUCAGAUCCUGCAAGUGUCCUGGAGUGAGUUCACAGCCAAACUGGCCACUGCCAACGACCUGGACGCCAUCCACCGCACACACGCAGACUACCUCAACAGAGCCAUCUUCAGAGCUCUCCUAACAGAGAAAGCAGCUCCGGUCAUGAACAUCAUCCACAGCAUCUUCAGUCUGAUCCUGAAGUUCCGGGCCCAGCUGAUCGCCCAGCGCUGGGACGACCAGCAGGGGGAGGCCGUGCACCCCAGCUUCAUCGCCAUGCAGCAGUCGUACAACACCUUCAAGUACUACUCUCACUUCCUCUUCAAAGUGGUGACGAAACUGGUGAACAGAGGUUACCAACCUCAUCUGGAGGAUUUCCUGCUUCGCAUUAACUUCAAUAAUUACUACAAAGACUCCUGAACUUUCUCCUGGUGUGCAUGCCGUACAUGAGCCAAGUGUCAAAUACCUUCAUGCACUGUGAGUUUUUUUAGAAGAUCUUCUGUACUCCAUUCAAGUGUUUAAAAAUGAGUUUUAAGACAUAAUUAUGACUGCAGUUUAGAUAUGCCAUCCGUGUGCAAAGCUUCAAAUAUGUGCACUGGAAUAAUAUUAGACCAUUAUGUGUCUGUGUGCUGCCAGUGGCGUGAGAAGCUAAAGUCCGUCGUCCUGCGUCACAUGCUCAGGUGUGCCUACAGCCGUGUACAUUUGAACUUAAUAUAAAUGUAAUGUCUUCGUGUAAAUACAAAAUGAGAGGACUUUGUUUAAUAAAAGCUCUGAUGUUUUA
Molecule: messenger RNA, 5822 nt
Organism: Cololabis saira (Pacific saury)
Lineage: Eukaryota; Metazoa; Chordata; Actinopteri; Beloniformes; Belonidae
Gene: tubgcp6
Product: tubulin gamma complex component 6
Exons: 25
Coding region: 134-5461 (1775 amino acids)
Biological process (GO): meiotic cell cycle; cytoplasmic microtubule organization; mitotic cell cycle
Cellular component (GO): gamma-tubulin complex; equatorial microtubule organizing center; spindle pole
Molecular function (GO): gamma-tubulin binding; microtubule minus-end binding
Source: RefSeq, a predicted model, not a curated record